This is a messenger RNA of Physcomitrium patens, 2803 nucleotides long. Its product is annotated as ferredoxin--nitrite reductase, chloroplastic. The record is from RefSeq and is a predicted model, not a curated record. Gene Ontology annotation, molecular function: oxidoreductase activity; iron-sulfur cluster binding; heme binding. NCBI's taxonomy places the organism in Eukaryota, Viridiplantae, Streptophyta, Bryopsida, Funariales, Funariaceae.
CUCUUCAAUGUUGUGCACAUGGAUUUUGUGGGUGUUUUUCCAGUCGGGCCUGAUCGCAGUGGUAUUAGUUUUUGAGCGAGGAUUAAUUGAGUUGUAUUGCGAGGAAUGUUCGUAAUACUCUUUCACGCUGGGUGGGAGUUAUGGUUUUGUGUCCUUGUAAUUUAGAUCAAUUGAUGAAUUCGUCUUUGGUCGCGAGAUUCAGAAUUGGGUGUGAAGCAUGUCCUCGAGAGUGGCUUGAUUGUAGCGAAGAGUGUGGAAUACCAUACUGAUAGUAACUGCAGCAAGACAAUAUGGCAGACUGUGAAUCGAGAACCGGUUGAUGUUGUAGACUCCGUACAGUUUUGGUCGUGAAUUCUUGGUUCGAGAGGCAUUCGUUGCCGACGUAAGUUCAUAUAUUGUACAAGAAGCGGAGGUAGAGUGGUUUCUCGACGGACCGGUUUAAGGGAUUAAUCUCUGCCAAACCUGAUAAACCCCUCGGGUAAUUUUGGGAGCGGACGCGAAGUAGAUUGAUUUAUCUGUCGCUCCAGGGACGAUGCAAGGCACUAUGCAGUCACAAAUGUGGAGGGGACAGGUGAGCGGCGCAUCGCUCCACUUCACAGGCGCAACCCGAGUGCAGGGUAACAGCCACCAGGAUUUAGUAUAUCCCACGCAAUUUCACAAACAUGGCGUUCGGGCCUCUGCGGAGCGCGAGGUCAAGGCCAAGGCUGUAGCUGCCCCACCUACCAUCGCUGCAGACCGCCUCGUGCCACGCGUGGAAGAACGAGAUGGUUAUUACGUUCUUAAGGAGGAAUUUCGACAGGGCAUCAACCCGUCGGAGAAGAUAAAAAUCGCCAAAGAACCCAUGAAAUUCUUCAUGGAGAACGAGAUAGAAGAGCUGGCGAAAACGCCGUUCGCCGAGCUCGAUAGUUCGAAGGCAGGAAAGGACGACAUUGAUGUGAGAUUGAAGUGGUUGGGCCUCUUCCACCGUCGCAAACAUCAAUAUGGGAGAUUCAUGAUGCGGUUCAAGCUUCCAAAUGGGAUCACGAAUAGCUCGCAGACGCGGUUCUUGGCUGAGACAAUCUCCAAGUACGGAGAGUAUGGGUGCGCUGAUUUGACGACACGUCAAAACUGGCAAAUCAGGGGGAUUGUUCUCGAAGACGUGCCUGCUCUUCUGAAGGGAUUGGAAUCAGUAGGCCUGUCAUCUUUGCAGAGCGGCAUGGACAACGUUAGGAACCCAGUUGGUAACCCUCUUGCAGGAAUCGACCCUGACGAAAUUGUCGACACUGCCCCGUUCUGCAAGGUACUCAGCGAUUACAUCAUCAACCGAGGGCAAGGAAAUCCUCAGAUCACCAAUUUACCUCGGAAAUGGAACGUGUGCGUGGUUGGAACACAUGACUUGUUCGAGCACCCGCACAUCAACGACCUGGCGUACAUGCCAGCCACAAAGAACGGUGUCUUCGGUUUCAACAUCCUGGUGGGAGGAUUCUUUAGCCCUAAGCGGUGUGCGGAAGCAAUUCCCAUGGAUGCUUGGGUGCCAGCAGAUGAUGUCGUUCCCUUGUGCAAGGCAAUUCUGGAAACCUACCGAGACCUUGGAACCCGAGGCAACCGACAGAAGACCCGCAUGAUGUGGUUGAUCGACGAGAUGGGAAUUGAGGAAUUCAGAGCCGAGGUAGAGAGGCGCAUGCCCGGUGGGUCCAUUCUUAGAGCCGGGAAGGACCUGGUCGAUCCAUCCUGGACGCGCCGGAGCUUCUAUGGAGUGAACCCGCAGAAGCAACCGGGCUUAAACUACGUAGGCCUCCACAUUCCCGUCGGCCGGCUGCAUGCUCCAGAGAUGUUCGAGCUUGCGCGCAUUGCAGACGAGUACGGCAACGGGGAGAUUCGGAUCUCGGUGGAGCAGAACCUGAUCCUGCCCAACGUCCCCACGGAGAAAAUCGAGAAGCUAUUGAAGGAGCCCCUCCUGGAGAAAUACUCCCCGAAUCCCACCCCUCUGCUCGCCAACUUGGUGGCCUGCACAGGCAGCCAGUUCUGUGGCCAGGCCAUCGCGGAGACCAAGGCCCGGUCGUUGCAGCUCACGCAAGAGCUGGAAGCCACCAUGGAAACCACUCGUCCUAUUCGGUUGCACUUCACCGGAUGCCCCAACACAUGCGCCCAAAUCCAGGUUGCGGAUAUUGGCUUCAUGGGUACAAUGGCACGAGACGAAAAUAGAAAGCCCGUGGAGGGGUUUGACAUCUACCUUGGAGGUCGUAUCGGCUCCGACUCACAUUUGGGAGAGCUCGUGGUGCCGGGCGUGCCUGCGACCAAGCUGCUCCCCGUUGUGCAAGACCUCAUGAUCCAGCAUUUCGGCGCCAAGCGUAAGACUUAAAGCAGCGCACACGCAUGCUCAGUCGGUGGCACGGGUCUCCGGGCACCCAUCGCCCACCCGCGCCACCGGUGUAAAUUUUACAGUAACCCCCGUUGUACAAGAGCACGAACCUCAACCCGCUCCCCGCCCGUCCCGUCCCCUUUCUGUUAGUUCAUAAGGGCCCGACGAGCGUGCAUUACGCCCGUCGCAUUGUAUAGGUUAUGUGAGUGUAAAGAGGGAUAUUUCCAGACUACGUAAUGGCCGUCACCCUUCGCAUUCUUACCUGUAAGGGUUUCAUGAAUUCGUGUACAGGCUUUGUGCCUGUUGAGAUUUGUGGAGGUGAAGGCUACCGCCAUGGCUAUGGCUAUGCCCUAGUGUUUAAUCGUUCUCUUGUAUCUUUGGUCUUAAAUUUCUACAGUUUUACAUAAAUGUUACCUCUAACAUAUAUUGAAAUAUUAUGCCAAAGUGACUCAUUCUCACAAA